UAAUAUAAUUUUUUAUAUUUUAAUUUUCAAUAUUUCUUCAACAGCUACCCUCUUAAUAUAAAUGUUCUUAUUAUUUGUUUUGGCUUGGACAAGCUUUUUAAACCCAGAGCCCCUUAUCCCCGCACCUCUCUCUUUAACUUGAAACCCCAAAUCAUCUCCAAAAAUGACUCUAGACUCUUGUGAAGCCCCCAAAACUCCAUACCUAUAAUAACAUGCCAUUACCCACAACCAUAACACCACCAUUCUUGUGCCCUGCUCCAAUCUUCCCUCCAAAUCACCCCCAUUUCCCGCCAAGAAACCAGUUUCCUCCGAGACCUAUCUUUCACAGGCCAAGAAUGGCAACUCUUUCUGGGUUCAUUGCUGGGUCACAACUUGUGGGUUCUUCAGGCAGUGGUGGUGGUGGUGAUAAUGAGGCCCGCACUCUGAUUGAGUAUGUGGGCGGCGGAGGUGUCGAUGUCGGCGAUGAUCUUGUGCUUUUAAUCCAUCACUUACAGUACGCCUGCAAGAAAAUCGCAGCUCUUGUGGCCUCUCCUUUCAAUUCUACCCUUGGGAAGCAUACGAGUUUUGCUGCCGGCGCCGGCGGUUCGGCCGGUGGGUCAGGCAGGGAUGCACCGAAACCGCUUGAUAUUGUUUCGAAUGAAAUCAUCUUGUCGUCACUUAGAAGUUCUGGGAAGGUAGCUGUCAUGGCAUCGGAAGAAGAUGACACUCCAACUUGGAUACGUGAUGAUGGCCCAUUUGUGGUGGUAACAGAUCCUCUAGAUGGUUCGAGAAAUAUUGACGCAUCCAUUCCCACUGGGACGAUUUUUGGGAUUUAUCGACGCCUUGAGGAACUGGAUCAUCUACCAACAGAGGAGAAGGCUUUGCUGAAUUCACUCCAGACUGGAACUAGGCUUGUAGCUUCUGGUUAUGUUCUUUAUUCAUCAGCCACGAUAUUCUGCACCAGCUUUGGUUCAGGAACACAUGCAUUUACAUUGGAUCAUUCCACGGGAGAUUUCAUUCUCACACACCCAAGCUUAAAAAUUCCUUCUCGAGGGCAAAUAUAUUCUGUAAAUGAUGCUCGAUAUUUUGACUGGCCCGACGGAUUAAGACUCUACAUAGACACUGUGAGACAAGGAAAAGGCAGGUAUCCCAAAAAGUACUCCGCCCGUUAUAUCUGUUCUCUGGUAGCUGAUUUUCAUCGAACACUACUGUAUGGUGGAGUUACAAUGAAUCCAAGAGACCAUCUUCGUCUCGUGUACGAGGCCAACCCACUCAGCUUUCUGGUGGAGCAAGCUGGGGGCAAAGGCUCUGAUGGUAAAAAUAGAAUUCUUUCAAUUCAGCCAGUGAAGCUGCAUCAAAGGCUGCCUCUGUUUUUGGGAAGUUGUGAGGACAUGGAAGAGUUAGAGAGUUAUGGAAAUGUGCAACAGAAAGUGAACCCUGGAUAUGAGGUCUGAUAGUGUGCUAAUACCACAAGAUCCAGUGGAUAUAUCGCCAUAAAAGCCAACUCUGACAUCUAAAGCGCUGUGUGUUUCUUAACCACUUCAAGUCCUAAUAGUUGUGUGAUUCCUUGUCCUCUCGGCAACUAUAUAUGUCAUGAAGAGUCUAGGUGUGAAAAAACAGGUGACAUGAAUCUCUUCGAUAUGUGUAUGAUUUUUGUGUAAUCUCUUACUUCUGUUUUGGUC
Messenger RNA from Prunus dulcis (almond), 1661 nucleotides. Its product is annotated as fructose-1,6-bisphosphatase, chloroplastic-like. NCBI's taxonomy places the organism in Eukaryota, Viridiplantae, Streptophyta, Magnoliopsida, Rosales, Rosaceae. The transcript is spliced from 3 exons. The coding region runs from base 213 to 1433 and encodes 406 amino acids. The record is from RefSeq and is a predicted model, not a curated record. Gene Ontology annotation, molecular function: fructose 1,6-bisphosphate 1-phosphatase activity. Gene Ontology annotation, cellular component: cytoplasm; cytosol. Gene Ontology annotation, biological process: fructose metabolic process; gluconeogenesis; fructose 6-phosphate metabolic process.